Molecule: messenger RNA, 10867 nt
Organism: Hypanus sabinus (Atlantic stingray)
Lineage: Eukaryota; Metazoa; Chordata; Chondrichthyes; Myliobatiformes; Dasyatidae
Gene: cubn
Product: cubilin (intrinsic factor-cobalamin receptor)
Exons: 60
Coding region: 1-9666 (3221 amino acids)
Molecular function (GO): calcium ion binding
Source: RefSeq, a predicted model, not a curated record
AUGUGGUUAAAAUGUGAAUUUAAAGAUGAUGGAAAUAAUCAACAAAGAAGUGUCAGGAGUGACCAGCCAAGAGUUAUUUCAAAAAAUGGCAAUUUGAUAUUUCAAACUGGCAAUCUAAGGAAUAUUGAAUUCAAGACAUCAGCACUUGGGAAGAUUAAACUAAAUAACGAUGACGUUGAACAAUUAUUUCUGCAGAUUAGGAAAAAUAAAGAUGACAUUGCAGAACUGAGAACUACCGAAGUUCAAAGCCUUCAGAAUGUUUCUUAUCAAAUCAAUCAGCUGAACAAAAGGGGACCUACUUGUUCUGAUGAUAUAAAUGAAUGUGAGGUCUAUGCAGGAUCAUCCCUAGCCUGCCAGAAUGGAGGGACGUGCAUUAACACAGAAGGCAGCUACAGUUGUACCUGUACUCCAGAAUGGUAUGGUCCACAAUGUACUUCCAAACAUGAUGAUUGCCAAGAUGGCUUGCAAACAAAAUGUGAACAUGGCAUCUGCAUUGAUUUAAACAGGGUUCAGCCAAAUAAGACCAAGUACCAUUGCAUCUGUGAAGCAGGGUGGAGUCAGUCUACUGCAGGUUCAGCCUGUAGUUCUGAUAUUGAUGAAUGCAGCCUUCCUGUACAACCCUGCUCAACAAAUCCACUAGUGCCAUGCUUCAAUUCCCCAGGUUCUUACUCUUGUGGGACCUGCCCAGAAGGCUGGUUAGGAGAUGGUCACAGCUGCCAGGAUAUUGAUGAGUGCAAAACCAAUAAUGGAGAAUGUUCUCAAGCUCCAAUUGUUCAAUGCAUUAAUACAAUGGGAUCUUACCAUUGUGGUUCAUGUCCAACCGGCUAUCAAGGUGAUGGGAAAAACUGCACUCUUAGUGAUGUAUGCUCAGUGAACAAUGGAGGAUGUCAUCACUUUGCAUCAUGUUCUUACAAUCCAGGUGCCAUCUUUCCUAGUUGUACUUGUCCAGCUGAUUAUUUUGGAAAUGGCUAUGGAGUCAAUGGCUGCAUUCCUCUGAUUGAUCUUUGCCAACGCAGCAAUCCAUGUGUGAAUGGGCAAUGUUUUGCCAUAUUUUCAAGUUACAUAUGCAUUUGCCAUCCAGGAUGGACUGGCACCCAUUGUAAUCAGAACAUUGAUGAGUGUGCCAGUAACCCAUGCAAGAAUGGAGGAAACUGUACUGACGGCAUCAAUAGUUACUCUUGUACUUGCACACAAGACUGGACAGGACCAGAGUGCCAGCUGCCACAAGGUAAAAUGAUAAAAGUAAUAGUUAAAGAUUUUUUUGCUUACGUUAAGCUCUCUGUUGUGGACCAAACUUUACAGAUUGCAUCUUUUACAUCUUUUCUUUUUUUAGUCUGUAGCAGUCAUCUCAAUGAAACCUAUGGUGUUAUAAGUUCACCGGGUUAUCCAGGCAACUACCCACCCUACACAGACUGCUAUUGGACCAUUUCAGCCAAUCCCAACUUCCUGAUUAAUUUCGCUUUUGGACGCCUUCACAUUGAACCCCAUGAGAAUUGCAGCUUUGACUACCUAGAGAUUAGAGAUGGAUUGCUGGACCAGGAUCCCAUCCUUCACAAAUACUGUGGCAAUGAAAACCCUCCCCCUCUCCUGACAUCUGGCCCUGCUGCAUGGAUUCAUUUCCACAGUGACAAAAGUAACAGUGGACAAGGGUUUUAUGUCACAUACAUUACAUUACCUGCUGAACCUGACUGCGGAGGAACAUAUGGAGAUAGUGAAGGAAUUCUUACCUCUCCCAAUUGGCCUCGUCCAUAUCCUAGCAGCAGACAGUGCAUCUAUGUUAUAGAACAGCCCAUAGGAGAGCGCAUUCUUCUUCAAUUCACACAUAUGGAUUUGGAAUUCCAUGUCAACUGUUCCUUGGACUAUAUAGAGGUUCAUGAUGGUGAAGCAGAGACAGAUCAUCUAAUUGGAAAAUUCUGUGGUACUGAAGCCCCAGCCCCGAUUACCACAAGCGGCAAUAAAUUGUGGCUUAAAUUUAAAACAAGUGUUUCUGUCACAAGAAGAGGUUUUGUGGCUGUAUAUAAAGUUGCAUGUGGUGGCACUCUUUAUAAUAAGGGAGUGAUUCAGUCACCUUAUUAUCCUGAACUGUACCCACAUGACAGAAGCUGUAAAUGGGUUAUCACCCAACCUGAAGGACAAGUAGUUUCCCUCAAGUUCAUUUCCUUUGAUGUUGAGGAAGCUGUAAACUGUAGCCAUGACUACUUAGAGAUCAGAGAUGGUGCUACUAUAGAUUCUCCACUCAUUGGAAAAUUUUGUGGGGGUGUGCUUCCACCACCGGUACAGUCAGUACAGACAUCAAUGUACGUCAUGUUUAAGAUGGAUUCUAAAAAGGCUAAUAAUACUGGAUUUCAAGCUGAGUAUGAACCUGCCAAGAAAGGAUGUGGUGAGGUUCUGACACAAUCAAUAGGUACCAUUACAAGUCCUGGAUAUCCACAUGGUGGCAAAUGUAUCUGGUAUAUUUCAGUUCAGGCUGGACAAGUUAUCCGCUUGACAUUCAUUUCCUUUAAUGUUGAAUUUAGCAUGAACUGCAGCAAGGAUUACAUGGAAGUGUACGAUAACAGUAUUAAUUUCAGCAGACUAAUAGGAAGGUAUUGCGGAAUGUCUGUCCCUCCUUCUAUAACCAGCAGUGGCAAUUUGAUGAGACUUCUUUUUGUGACUAAUUCAAACACAUCAAGUAAGGGAUUCCUAGCAACGUAUGAUUCCCUUGACACAUCAAAGGUAUGUAGGAAAGAAUUCUUUGAAUCCACUGGCACAUUUACAUCUCCAAACUAUCCAAGUGGCUUCUCCAUUUAUCGAGAAUGUAUCUACAUAAUUACUGUGGAAGACAAUAAGCAAAUUCGGCUCAACUUUACCGACUUCAAAGUGGAAGGAUAUCAGACUUGUACUUCUGCCUAUGUUGAAAUUAGAAAUGGCGGAUAUGAAACAUCUCCUUUGGUUGGUCAGUACUGUAGUGCAAAAGCCCCACCGCUCAUCAUAUCCCACAGCAACAGACUAUGGAUUAAAUUUAAAUCAGACAAUAUUUUUGAAUACCAUGCAUUCAUGGCUUACUGGGACGGUAAUUCUUCAGGCUGUGGAGGAACCCUCACAACAGCAACUGGUAGUUUUACCUCUCCCAAUUAUCCAAUGCCAUAUUCAAAUAAUGCAGAAUGCUACUGGCUAAUUCAAAGCAGUGCAGGAAGUGUGAUUGAGCUACAAUUUGAACAAUUCCAUUUGGAUUCCAGCACUGGAUGCAUGACUGAUUCUUUAUCUGUUUAUAAUGGAAUAAAUACAAAUUCUCAAAUUUUGGCCAAAUUGUGUGGUAAUCAGACUCCAGCACCAAUCCUUUCUUCCAAAAAUAACAUGUACAUAAAACUCCAAACUGACAGUUCAUUAACAGCAGGAGGAUUUCUUGCUAAAUAUAGACACAUUUGCCAAGGCAUAAUCAUUGCAAAUCAUAGCAAGGGGAUUUUGGAAAGUACAAACUUUCCUCAGCCUUAUCCACCUAAUCAAGACUGCAACUGGACUAUACAGGCAACAGCUGGAAGCACAAUCAACUACACCUUCACUGCCUUCAAUCUGCACUUUGACUAUUGUAAUUCAGCUUGGCUUAAGCUAUAUGAUGGAUCCAGUGCCCAGUCUCAUCUUAUCGGUACUUUCUGUGGGAAUACUUUGCCGCCAUCAGGAAAAACCUCUGGUACCAGUCUGCAUGUGGCAUUUCAUUCAGAGUCCAGUUUUCCAGGCAAUGGAUUCCAGAUGUUGUGGUUUCAGAAUGGUUGUGGUCGGAUUGUUACAGCACCAAAAGGAGAGAUCCACUCACCAAACUACCCUCAUCCUUAUGGGAUUAAUGUGGAUUGUUCCUGGGUCAUCAGUGUGGAUAAGUACUACAGCAUCUUCCUCAACUUUUUGGACUUUGACCUUGGAGAUCAAGAAUCAUGUAAUUUUAACUACGUAGCUGUUUAUGAUGGUUCAAACGAAGGAGCCCCCAUGUUGAAAAAGCUGUGUGGAAGCAUAGUUCCAGAAGGGAUCACCUCCAGUCAAAAUGUAGCCCGUAUACAUUUUCGCUCACGAAACAGUCAUGACCAUAGAGGGUUCAGGGUGCAGUUUAAUCAAGUGUGUGGGUCCUAUAUUGUUACCGAUGAUAUUGGUGGAGCUAUAACAUCACCUCUAUAUCCCAACAACUAUUCAAACAAUCAGAACUGCAGCUGGAUAAUUCAAGCUCAGAAACCAUUUAAGCAUGUUACAAUCUCGUUCACUGACCUUGCAAUUGAAAACAAUGGGGCAAACUGCUCAGCUGAUGUUUUGCAAAUCCUGGAUGGAGACAAACUUACGGCACCUUCAGUUGGUCGUUACUGUGGAAAUACAAUCCCUUAUGCAACCACAUCAUCCAGUAAUGCCUUAUUUGUCAAUUUCAUCUCUAAUGAUGUCAUCUCAUUCAGAGGCUUCCGAGCAACCUAUGCUGCAUCAGCAUCAGCCUGUGGUGGGACGUUUCACAUGCAAUUUGGAGCUUUCAGUAGUCCUAACUAUCCUGAAAACUAUCCAUCCAAUAGUGAAUGCAUCUGGUAUAUCAUCAGCUCUCCUGGUAAUCGUGUCCAAAUCUCUUUCAUAAGUUUUGAUAUUGGAAAUAGCUUCAACUGUUCCUUGGAUUAUGUUGAGAUUCGAGAAAUGAAUGCCACUGGAGAACUAAUCGGACAUUUCUGUGGCUCUGCUUUACCUGCAAAUUGUACAUCAGUUGUUGGACACAUUCUGUGGGUAAAAUUUGUUUCUGGUCCAUCAUCGAAUCAUUCUGGAUUCAGUGCCAGUUUUUCUCAUUUGUAUGGCAAUGAAAUCGUAGGCAUCCAAGGACAAAUUGCAUCUCCAUUAUGGCCACUGUAUUACCCACACAAUGUCAACUACCAUUGGACAAUUACUGCUCCAGCAUUCUAUAUCAUCCAUGCCAGAAUUCAAGAGUUGGAUAUCAAUGCACUUCAUGAAUGCAGAUUUGAUAAGUUAUUGUUCUAUGAUGGUUCCAAUAUUCAUGCACGUCUUAUUGGAAAAUUCUGUGGCUCUGAACUGCCUCCAGCUGUGACCUCCACUGGAAGCACCCUAACAGUUCAGUUUAUCAGUGACUCAACAAUAACUGGGAAAGGUUUCCUGAUUGAAUGGUUUGCAGUGAGAUAUAUUGCUGACCCAACAGCAACACCAACUCUCCAACCUGGUUCAUGUGGUGGAGUUGUUGUGACUGGGGAGAGCCCGACUUUCCUUUUCUCACCAGGCUGGCCCAGUAAUUACGGAGCACACUUGGACUGUGCUUGGAUCAUUUGGGCACCACAGAGCACAGUAGAAUUGAACAUCUUGGCUCUAGAUAUUGAGCUAGAUACACGUUGUAGAUAUGAUAAGCUAGUCAUCAGGGAUGGUGACAAUAACCUCUCUCCAAUACUUGCCACUUUGUGUGGCAGAGGGUUACCUGGAACCCUUCGAUCAACUGGAGAAACAAUGUUCCUUCGAUUUACAUCUGAUGAAAGUUCGAGUGGUGGUGGAUUCAAUGCUUCUUAUCAUAAGACCUGUGGAGGCCAUGUUACUGCAGAUCAUGGUGUUAUUUCUUCACCCUACUAUCCUCACGCAUACACUCCAAACCUAAAUUGCACUUGGCGUGUUGAUGUAACCAGUGGGUUCAUUAUUGCUAUCCAUUUCAAUCAGCCAUUCCAGAUUAAAGGUUCUGGCACAAACUGCACAUAUGGCGAUUAUUUAGAAUUAAAGAAUGGACCUGAUAAGUUUUCCCCACCUUUAACCUCCCAUGAAGGGAUCGGACGCUAUUGUGGUGAGAGCCCUCCUAUCAUAAUGCACACCACAGACAAUCAACUCUUUGUGCACUUCACUUCUGAUGAAAGUAAUGAGGGGCAGGGAUUCAAGUUCACUUAUCAUGCUUCAAAUCUUGCUUGUGGUGGAAACAUUUUUAUUUCUGAUUCUGAUGAUAUUGGGUACAUUACCUCAAUGAAUUACCCCAAUGAAUAUUCAGAGAACAUAGACUGUAUCUGGACUAUCACUGUCCGAAGUGAUGAUGCAGUUCAGCUUGAUUUUGAAAGUGACUUCUACAUUGAAAAUCAUCCUGAAUGCAACUUGGAUUACCUGGAGCUGCGUGAUGGAGCUAAUUCAAAUGCUCCACUGAUUGGGCACUUCUGUGGAUCUACUAAGCCAUCUAGUCAAAGAUCUACAGGCACAGUCAUGUAUGUGAGAUUCCAAACUAACAGCGCUUUGAACUAUGUGGGAUUCAAAGCCAAAUAUUCAAUAGUUACUUGUGGUGGAAAGAUAUCUGCACAGAGUGGAACUCUUCAGAGCCCCAGGUUUCCUUCACUUUAUCCAGAUAAUUCUCACUGUGAAUGGUUUCUGGAGGGACCCACAGGUCAUUAUCUUACCAUUACUUUUGAGGUAUUCAAUGUGGAAAAUGCAACCAAUUGUACCAAAGACUUUGUGGAAAUUCGAGAACAUAAUGCUAGUGGGCGUUUGCUGGGGAGAAACUGUGGCAACACAUUACCUCGCACCAUGGAAACUUCAGACAGCUUUGCCUAUGUUGUCUUCAGCAGUGAUGCAUCUGUCAAUGACACAGGGUUCAGUCUGCACUUUGUAGCCAGCAUUGAAGAGUGUGGAGGUGAAAUGACUGCAGGGACGGGAACUAUCAGCUCUCCAAACUACCCACACUUAUACCCUCACAGUCGGGAAUGUCAAUGGAGAAUUACUGUACAAGUUGGACGGAGAGUGACACUGACCUUCAAUGAUCUUCGACUGGAAAUGCAUAAUAAUUGCAACUAUGAUUAUGUUGAAAUAUACAAUGGAUUUCAUCCCAAUUCUCCCAGAUUGCAGAAAUAUUGUGGCAUUGUUGAGAGUGGCACGCAAGUGAAAUCGUCUGGAAAUACCAUGCGAGUUGUUUUUGUAACUGACAUGUCAACUUCAAAUGGAGGGUUUAAUGCCACAUAUACCUCAGAGGAGGAAGCAGUGUGUGGAAGUACCUUAAUGGACGCAAAUCCUGGGUACUUAAGUUCUCCAGGGUUUGAUGGUGUAUCCAACUACGGAAAUAACCUUAACUGUGAAUGGGUCAUCCAGAAUUCCCGCAUUGCAAAUUCUUCCAUUUAUAUAGAGUUCACCAAUUUUCACAUUGGACAUCAGCAAACUUGCAAACAAGACUACAUUGAAAUCCAAAUUGGAGAUUCUAAUGGCGAUUUAAUUGCCAAGCUUUGUGGACAGACUGCUCCAAAUCCACUGCUGAUCCCCUUCACCCAAUUAUGGGUUCACUUCAUAUCUGAUUCAAGUGGGCAAAAUCUCGGUUUUAUUGCCAAAUAUAGCUUCACGGAAUGUGGUGGCAUUCAGAAAGGGGAAAAUGGAUUCAUUUCGAGUCCCAACUUCCCAUCACCAUACAGUCCUUUGACCCACUGCGCGUGGAUGCUGGAAGCUCCAGAAGGGCAAACCAUAAAUCUGAACUUCAGUUACUUCAACUUGACAUGCAACAGGGACUCUUUUACAAUCUUGAACGGUGGUUCCUUCAACUCCCCAAUCAUAGGCCAUUAUUGUGGCACCAUUCCAGCUGAAGCAAUUAAAUCUGGCUCAAACAAGCUAUUCAUCAUCUUUAAUUCUAACUACAGCAUGCAACAUGGCAGUUUCUUCGCUACCUGGAAGUCUGAUUCACUAGGUUGUGGUGGCUUUGUUCAUGCAGAGACUGGCUCUUUCAAAUCACCAAACUGGCCACAGAGAUUUCCUGAUAAUAGUGAAUGUACAUGGAAGAUUACAGGUCAAGAGAGCAAUCACCUUGAGAUUACUUUUGAUGAGAAUUUCCAGAUUCCAGACAGCACAAAUAUCUGUGAGGCCAGCUAUGUGAAGAUUUGGGGAGGAACUUCUGAAAUUGAUGAAACCUUGUUGGCGACUUUUUGUGGAAGCUCUCCUCCACCUCGCCCUGUCAUUGCACCAGCUAAUAUUGUGACAGUCCGAUUUCAGUCUAAAGGCAGCCCUGGAAUUGGCUUCUCAGCGUCCUACACCAGCAGAUGUGGAGCCAAUUUUACUGCUCCUGCUGGACGUAUUGUGUCGCCUAACUACCCAGGCCAUUAUGACUCUAACCUAAACUGUGAAUACCUGAUCAAUGCUGCCAGUCAUCAGCUCACUGUUCUACAAUUUGAGACAUUCGAUGUAGAAGAGGAUUCGCAAUGUUCCUAUGAUAAAUUGAAGAUAUACAAUGGGACUACAGUAAAAGGAUAUCAUGUUGCUACUCUUUGUGGUUCUGUCAUCCCUGGUCCAAUCAGUAUCUACGGCCCAAUGCUAUUGGUCUUCAGUACAGACAGUAUAAAGGCACAUACUGGAUUUGUGGCAAACUAUCAUUUAGUCUCCUGUGGAGGCAGAUUCCACGGAUCAACUGGGACUCUCACCAGCCCGAUUUACUCACUCAGUCAAUACGGCAGUAUGAACUGUACAUACCACAUCACUGUUGGAGUGAACAGGAUUGUAAAAAUUAUAUUCGAUGAAUUUAACCUUGAUGCUUCAUCAACAUGUACUUCUAACUACGUGGCAGUCUACAAUGGUCCAAGUACUUUUGCACCACUUUUAGGCCAAUUCUGUGGCUCAGAAAAUCCUCCUAUUCUAAGGAGCACCAACAACUCCAUAUUCCUUGUGUUCAAAACAAAUGGCAUUCAUACUUAUGGAGGAUGGAGAGCUUCAUAUACUGAGACAUUAGGUUCCUUUGCGUACUAUCAUGAUAUAGAAAUAUAUUGCCAUUCCUUCUUCACUAAAUCCUGCAAGUCCCCUCCCAAUAGCACCGUGACAGUACUUCCAGCAGAGGCACCCCAGUGGUUCGAGGUGGUGGCUCCCCAGCAUGACCUCGAGACUGAUUUUGGACAGGUUUAUCGACUCUGUGGUUCCAAUCUAACUGCUGCAGAUUUCUAUUCUUAUGGCCGCACAAUCAGGAUUGAUUCCAAAUCGAAAGCAUAUCUGCAGGGAAAUAAAUUUCAGCUAACAUACCAAGUUGCAGGUUGUAACAGACAAUAUAACCAUACAUAUGGUUAUCUGAAGAGUCCUGACUGGUCCAACAUCUAUCCACAUAAUUUAGAUUGUACAAUCAUCCUGAGAGCCCCAGACAAUUACAAGAUCUCCCUCUUCUUUAAUGCACUGGAUAUCAAAGGCCAAGAUCAAUGCAGCAAUGACUACUUAGAGGUACGAAAUGGUACAGACAGUCACGGGCAAGUGCUUGGGAAGUUUUGUGGUGCAAUACUACCUGAUCCUGUAUUUCCCAAUUUUCAUGGACUUACACUGCAUUUUUAUAGCGAUGCUCCAGCAACUCACAGUGGGUUUGAGAUCACCUGGACAUCUUCUCCAAAUGGUUGUGGUGGAACACUCCUUGGCCCUAGAGGUUCUUUUAAUAGUCCUAAUUAUCCUUCCACCUAUGACAUAAAUACAGACUGUGAGUGGAUAAUUGAGGCACCAACAGGACGAGUAAUAACAAUAAACUUCACAGUCUUUAAUAUUAAUGAUCCUGGUGACUGUGUCCAAAAUUACUUAAGGCUGUUUGAUGGACCAGAUUCCAAUUCACCACAUGCAGGCACAUACUGUGGACUGGGAAAAAACAUUGCUCCUUUCAUUUCUGCAUCUCAUCAUGUGUUUGUGAAAUUCCAUGCUGAAACUGUGGCUAAACCAUCUGGAUUCAGAAUAACUUGGACGAGUUCAAUGGAUUUGUGACGAAUAAAUUAUCACACAAAACAUGUAUCAGAUUACCAUCAUUUUAUUGAACUUAAAUUGUUUGAAUAAAAAUUGUGAAGUAAAUAAUUUGAGUGUUGGCCAAAGAAAAAUUUGUUCACAAAUCUAGCUUUACAUUAGUUACAAGUGUGAAAUAAUACUUCAUUUGAAGCAAGACUAGUGCUUUUUAUGAUGCCAUUUCGAGAAUGUUAUUCUAAAUAAUACAAUGUUAAUGUUACUUUAGAAGGAAAACAGAACAAGAGAGAAUAAAGGAAUCAGACACAUGACAAAAUUUAUAUGUAAACUUUAGGAGUAAAUUAAUGACAGUAAUUUGCUUAAGGGAAAAUGGAUAUUACAGUCUAUUAGUUGAAAAGAAUUUCAGCUUAAUUUUUUGGAAUGCAAUAUUAUGUAUGUAAAAUUGGAAUGAACUUUCCUCAAUACUGGCAAAUUUUUUUAUGUUAAAAUAAAGUUUUGACUGAGUAUUACAAUGAUUAAUAAAGAGAAUCAUUUUAUGAAUGGUUACCACAAGUAUUAUUUGUAUCAAUGUCUAAUAACAAGUCUAUGAAAAGAAAAUGAAAAAAUUGCCAGCAUGUAUUUAGAUUUUAAUAUGGUUUUCUUUGAAGGGAUAAAAUGAAUAUUGUGUCAUUGUUGGAAACCAGAAUUCUAAGUCAGAUAACACAGAUUUUUCUCAGUAGCAGUGUUCUAAUGAGCAGGUUGAUGGAUGUCCUUAGAUCUGAAUAUAUUUCUAUGUUUCAUAGUUAUGCAUGAAGUAUGAAGCAAACAGUCUGCUGUUCUUGGGGGGGGGGGAGGAAGGAAGGAAUGAAUUGACUGCAGGAGUUUAAAACAAAGAUCUAGAUCAGUAAUUGAAGGAAACCAAGCCAAGGAUGCACCAACACUGCCCAGUCCCUUUGUGCCAGACACAUCCAGAGAGGUUUUAUUGAUCCGCUGAGAAAAAGAAGCAGCAAGUCUCAGGAGGUUAGGAAAGAAGAGAUAACUGAAACAUGAAGGGCAGAGAUUGUCUUUACAGUGGAAGAGCUGUAUGGCCCCAGGUGAGACAGUUAUUAUUGGAACAUAAAAAUAUCCAUUGACUAUUCAGUCUCUUAAACCAGACACUGUUCAAUUAAAUUUUUGACGAAGAUUUAUCAAACUUCUUUUAUCCUUGGUUCAUCCAUUUCUUUGAUGCCCUUAUCCAAUAAAGAUCUGU